AAAGGUGCUUUUUUGUCGGGAAAAGAAAAGUGGAAACAGGAGAGGUGCUGGGAUCUCAUUUCUCUGGAGUCAGGACUUGACUCUGCUGCACUACGGAUCUCACAUAUCUAGAAUCUGUUCCAACAUCCCCAAAAGCUAUCUUCAACCAAAAAGAGUCCACUUGUCCUCUUUCUUUGUUUGUUUCAUUCCCAAUUCCCAAUUCCCAAUUCCACACUUCACAUUGUCUGCACCAACAUGUUGUGUUUCACCCCUGUUCAAUCCAAACCCACUCCCACUCCCACUUCCGGCACCAUUAAUCAUUGUCCUUUACUACCCCACCAACGAAUCCAUCACCAUCACCAUCACCCCUCUUCCAAUUAUCGCCUCCGCAUUCGUGCCAUUGACGCUGCCCAGCCAUACGACUACGAGUCACGUGUCUCCAAUCAAUUCGCUCAAUCCAACAAACUCAAAAUCGCCAUUAUUGGUUUUGGUAACUUUGGCCAAUUCCUCGCUAAAGCUUUCCUCCGUCAAGGCCAUUCUGUUCUCUCUCAUUCCCGUACUGAUUACUCUCACAUUUCUCAAUCCCUUGGCAUUUCCUUCUUCCAAGAUCCACAUGACCUUUGUGAACAACACCCUGAUGUUAUCCUCCUUUCUACUUCCAUCAUUUCCACUGAACCCGUCCUUCGUUCCCUCCCUAUUCAAAGACUUAAACGCAACACCCUUUUCGUUGACGUUUUAUCUGUAAAAGAAUUCCCUAAGGAUAUUUUCCUCCAAGUAUUGCCUUCCCAUUUCGAUAUUCUUUGUACUCAUCCUAUGUUUGGUCCUGAAAGUGGUAAACAAACUUGGAAAGAUUUGCCUUUUGUGUAUGAUAAAAUUCGUAUCGGUGAAGGGGAGUCGAGAGUAUCGAGGGUUGAUAGGUUCUUGGAUAUAUUCGAGAAAGAAGGUUGUAGAAUGGUGGAAAUGACGUGUGCUGAGCAUGAUAAGUAUGCUGCUGGUUCACAGUUUAUUACGCAUACUAUGGGGAGAGUGUUGGAGAAGUUGGAUUUAGAGACAACACCUAUUAAUACAAAAGGGUAUGAGACUUUGUUGAAUUUGGUGGAUAAUACUUCCGGCGAUAGUUUUGAUUUGUACUAUGGGUUGUUUAUGUACAAUAAGAACGCGAUGGAGCAGUUGGAGAGACUUGAUUUGGCAUUUGAGUCGUUGAAGAAGGAGUUAUUUGGUCAUUUACAUGAAGUGUUGAGAAGGCAAUUGUUUGGGAAGGUGGAGGAAGAAGGACAGAGGCGUGUCUUGUCAAAGUUGCCCAAGAAUGGGCACGCGUUGCCACCUCCUUCCACCGAUGCUAUCAACAAUUAGGAAAAUACCGAGAUAUUACUAGUGAUAUAUUGCUUGAAUGGAUACACAAUCAAGUAGUUAUUCAGUCUGAGCAUUCUGAGUAUGCUGAAAGGGAAGAAUCGUGAGCAGCUCUUUUGUUUGUCAGGAAAACAUAGUUAUAGAGGAGCGGAUUUGGUUAGAUGUUGAAGAUAAUGUAAUGUCAAAACCAGUUAUUCUCUAGUUGGUGAUUACUUUAUAAAGGCAUUCAGCAUCUCAUGCGCUUUUUGUUGUAAGAUGAUUUUUUUUGCCUAAUUCUUUAUGAUGGCGUGUUACAUUUGAAUGAAUGAAAUAAUGUCACUAUCUAUUUGCGUCAA
Molecule: messenger RNA, 1664 nt
Organism: Lycium barbarum (goji berry)
Lineage: Eukaryota; Viridiplantae; Streptophyta; Magnoliopsida; Solanales; Solanaceae
Product: arogenate dehydrogenase 2, chloroplastic-like
Exons: 1
Coding region: 235-1332 (365 amino acids)
Biological process (GO): L-tyrosine biosynthetic process
Molecular function (GO): arogenate dehydrogenase (NADP+) activity; prephenate dehydrogenase (NAD+) activity; prephenate dehydrogenase (NADP+) activity
Source: RefSeq, a predicted model, not a curated record